Coregonus clupeaformis (lake whitefish) is the source of this 5097-nucleotide messenger RNA. Its product is annotated as disks large-associated protein 1-like. Gene Ontology annotation, biological process: signaling. The transcript has 12 exons. NCBI's taxonomy places the organism in Eukaryota, Metazoa, Chordata, Actinopteri, Salmoniformes, Salmonidae. Gene Ontology annotation, cellular component: glutamatergic synapse; postsynaptic specialization. Gene Ontology annotation, molecular function: molecular adaptor activity. The coding region runs from base 137 to 3187 and encodes 1016 amino acids. The record is from RefSeq and is a predicted model, not a curated record.
AAGACCUGUGCUUGCAUGGAGGACAACAGGUGUGGAUUUAAGGACCGGUGAGUCAUGAUGUGGAAGAGGAGACAAUAAAGUGGAGCUUAUAUAUCGUCAGUAGCAGUUAGAUGCGUCUGCCCCCUUGUCUGUGACGAUGACGAUGAAAGGCUUGUCGAGUAGUCGGAGACACCAUCACACGGUGACCUGUGACCCCUCCUAUGACUCCAUGACCCUGGGGCGCCAAGCCCGGCCCUACCCGCUGAACCCGGGCAAUGCCCACCCGGCGGACCAACCUUACUAUGCCCAGCGAAGCUCCUUCCAGUCUGAGUGCGGGCCCUACCCUGACCCGGCUUGCAGCACCUUCCCCCGAAGACACUACAGCUCCCACCACGAACUGAAGGAUGAGUGUGCUGUGGUGCCUUACACCGGAGGCCAGGGGGGAAGCGUUAAGGGGGGCGGUGGUGGUGGUGGCAGCUGCAACAACAACCGCAUCCCCCCCAACCUUCUGGAGCAGUUUGAACGGCAGGCACCAGUGCGCCACGACGGCUACCACACACUGCAGUGCAAGUGCACAGCAGUGGAGCACCAGCGAAGCGACAGUCCUGGGAGGAUCAGGCAUCUUGUCCACUCGGUCCAGAAGCUCUUCACCAAGUCCCACUCCCUGGAAGGCCCGUCCGGGGAUAGGAUGAACGGGGGCAAGGCCAGCCCUGACGACCCGCCCUCCCACUCGGGCACCCUGAAGCACAGCAGCAAGCGCAGCAAGAGCAAAGACCGCAGCAGGUCGGAGCCCAAGAUGCGCUCUGCCAUCUCGGGCUACUGGAGUUCGGACGACACCCUGGACCGCGAGGUGUGCCUGUACCACCAUCACAGCCCCAUCCCGGGAGGCAUGCCCUCGGGGGUGAUGACCAUGGGCCGCCACCCAGGCAAGUCCCAGUCGCAGUACUUCAUGGAGCAGUACAACACCAUCAGCGCCCACUCGCUGAAGACGUCACGAAGCAACAACGACGUCAAGUGUUCCACAUGCGCUGGGUUGCCAGGCCUGGGCAUGGGGAUGGACGGGACUGGCCAGCUGAUGAAGAAGAGCUUGUGGUCGUCAACGCUGACGGUCAGUAGGGCCAGGGAGGUCUACCAGAAGGCAUCGGUCAACCUGGACAAAGCCCUGGUCAAGGCUGAGACCUGCCAGCAGGGAGGGCGCCAGACCUGUCAGUUCCUCCAGGUACCCCAGGACGAGUGGAGUGGGGGGUUCUCUCCCCUGGGGAAGGACGAGGAGAUCCCAUGCCGGCGUAUGCGCAGCGGCAGCUACAUCAAGGCCAUGGCAGAGGAAGAUAGCGGCGACUCAGACUGCAGCCCCAAGCCCUCGCCCAAGGUGCAGGCGCGCCGGGCCAGCUACCUGAAGGCCACACAGCCAUCACUCACCGAGAUGACCACCCUCAAGAUCUCCACUGAGUCGCAUUCUCCCAAGCUGCAGAUCCGGAGCCACAGCUACCUGCGUGCGGUGAGUGAGGUUUCCAUCAAUAGAAGCCUGGACGGCUUGGACACGGCAGGGCUGCUGGCCUCGCCCAAAUUCCGCUCGCGAAACGAGAGCUACAUGAGAGCCAUGAGCACCAUCAGCCAGGUGAGCGAGGUGGAGGUGAACGGGCAGAUUGAGGCAGUGUGUGAGUCCGUUUUCAGUGAGAUGGAGUCUCAGGCGGUGGAUGCCUUGGACCUCCCCAUGUCAGGCUGUUUCCGUAUGCGCAGUCACAGCUAUGUCCGUGCCAUCGAGAAGGGCUGCUCCCAAGACGAGGAGGACAGGGUCACCAUGGUGGGGGGCAACAUGAGGGCUAUCUCAGCCCCCCGGACCACCACCGUCAGGACCAUCCAGAGCAGCACAGUGUCGUCAUGCAUCACCACAUACAAGAAGACACCUCCGCCGGUGCCGCCGCGCACCGCCCCAUCCAAACCUGUCAUCUCCAUCACGGCCCAAAGCAGCACAGAAUCGGCCCAGGACGCAUAUAUGGAUGGGGGGUCGGGUGUCCGGACCCACAUCAGCACAUCUCAGCCCCGCCUGUCCAACUCCACUGAGAGCAUCGACAGUAUGAAGGCCCUGACGGCAGCUAUUGAGGCAGCCAAUGCCCAGGUCCACGGCCCAGCCAGCCAGCACGUCACCAACAGCACCAUCACCAUCACCGCCACCGCCACCACCACUGCUUCCAGCGACAGCAAGAGGGACGCGCUCCGGAAGUGCCUCUCCAUAGGGAUACAGGUGGAUGGACCAGAGGAGGUUGGGGGGACAGAGGAGCACUCCAAGUUCCAGUCAGUGGGCAUCCAGGUGGAAGAGGAGAGAUGUUACCGCAGGAUGACCAGGUCCAACAGUGUGACCACGGCGGUCCAGGCCGACCUAGACGACCCUGACUACUGUCCCGUCGAUGCCCCAGAGAUGGCGAUGCGCCACUCGGCCACCAUGCCCCGCCAGUACUCCCGGGACACCUCCACCGUCUCCAUCCAGGGCUCGGGAAACCACUACCACGCCCUGACCAUGGAGGAGUACGGCGAGGUAGGUUUCGACCCAUCCAUCCUGCCCCCACCGGACCCCUGGAUGGAUCAGGUGGAGGACCCCAUGGAGGUGGUGGGGGGAAGGGGGUCGUUGUGUCCCAGGGACGGGCGCUGGUUCCUCAAGCUGCUGCAGGCCGAGAUGGAGCGCAUGGAGGGCUGGUGCAGACAGAUGGAGCAGGAAGAGAUGGAGAACGAGCUUCCGGACGAGAUCCUGGGGAAGAUCCGCAGUGCAGUAGGCAGCGCCCAGCUGCUCAUGUCUCAGAGGUUCCAGCAGUUUCGGGAGCUGUGUGAGGAGAAUCAGAACCCCAAUGCCCACCCCAGGCCCAUCUCCCAGGAUCUGGCUGGUUUCUGGGACAUGCUGCAGCUGUCCAUCGAGAACAUCAGCCUAAAGUUUGAUGAGCUGCACCAACUCAAAGCCAACAACUGGAGACCCCUGGACCCCCCCGUGAUAAAGGAGAGACGGUUCGCCCCUCCAGUGCCAAAUAAGCCCCACAGGGGCCACCCUCCCCUGGCCAGGGACCGUUCUCUGGAGAGCUCCGAGAGACAGCGGCUAGAGGCUCGCAAACGCCUGCUGGCCGCCAAGCGGGCCCUCUCGGUCCGACAGAGCUCGGUCACCGAGAGUGCAGCAGACAGUAUUGAGAUCUACAUCCCCGAGGCCCAGACCAGACUAUGAGACACACACAGAUAGAGACAGAGACCGCCCCCCCCCAUACACACACAUACAAACACAAACACCCACCUACAAAGGUGCACGCAAACUCCCACAAAGGCACACACACAGCACUGAAUGGCGAGGGUGCUUGUAAUAUAAUCACAUCUUUAUUUACUUCAACAAAAGAGUGGGGACGGUCACAGCAGAGCUGGUUGAGUGAGAAUACUGUAUAUUUAGAAAUGUUUAGCCUUCUCUCCAUUUGAUCCUCUCCAUUGAACUUUCAGCUUUGAUGUAGCUCCCCCCACUCCUUACUCCCAACGACGUUUCUUCUUGUGAUGUCAACUCUUCUUACCGAUAUUCCACCAACCAAGUGACCUGUUGUCACCCAAACAACAGGUAUACCAGUACCACAGCAUUGAUGCAUAAUGUAUAAUGUUUCUGAUUCAUUGGAACAGAAGGCAGGUUAGGGAGGGAGGGGUAGUGUACUAGUGGGUAUAGACCGAGCACUGUCAGGGCACACCAGCUAAUCCUGUUGGGUGUCAAACAGCCUGAUACAGCGUCUGUGUCCCAUAUGACACCCUAUUUCUUAAAUAGUGCACUACUUUUGUGCACUACCUGGUCAAAAGUAGUGCACUACAUAGAAAAUAGGGUGUCAUUUGAGACACAGCCAACCUCUCUACUCUGGUAACCGUGGGUGAGGCUGCUACUGUGACUCACAGCACAAUGACAGCAGACAAUAGGGAAACCCAGUCUCUCUACCCCUGUGGGAUACUACUGUCACCGGGUUCAUAACACACACACACAAGCACAUGUGCACAUACGCAUGGACGUUCACUCAUGCGUGUGUGCACACAGACACGUGCACCCGCACACACACCUGUUCUAAAGAGAGGUUUGAGGUAAUUUACCUAAACCUCUUUGAGUUGUUAGGAGAGAACACCUGAGACAUAUCUAAGACCUUCUGGAGACAUACAAGACAUCGAGACAUCUACAGUAGGUAGCAGCGACCAUUGAAACUGUCCGUUUUAAAUGUUUCAAUUAGGAUUCAAUCCUAACUUCAAUUGAAGUCACAUUUUCACUUAGUCAUGCAUUGAUGUCAAUGGAAGACUAAGUAAAAAUUUGACUUAAGUAUAACUUAGGAUUCGCCCCUUAUUAUUGAAAUCCAGGAAACAGCAGCUCUAUAUAACUUGGCAAUGAAAUCACAAACAAAAGCAUUUUAGUCAGUCACCAUAUUUUAAAAACAAUGAAAUACAAAGAAAAAUGGUAUACACUAAUGGUUUGAUACAAUGAUUUUAGUCCAACACCUAUGAACACCUUGAUUUUCUAUUAGAGCAACAUACAUUUAUCACAUGCUGUUUAGUUAUAUUAUUUAAAACCGCAAAGCUGAGAGACUUUGCGCAGUAGCUGAAUCAACACAGUCGGAAGGUGUUCAACCUAGACAAUAAUAGCAAUGUAAAAUCCAAACCUUUUAUAAAAUGGGAUUUGGGUGAGAGGUGUAGCGUAGGGAUUCGUAGUAUUUACCAAUAAUCAAUACAGGUCUUUGUAGAGUAAAAAAAAAAAAAAAAAAAAUACAUUAAAAACUGUGUGUCGGACAAUGACACUAUUCUUCCUUUUCUCCAAAUGCAGUCUUUCCAGUUGCAGGACCAGUGGUUUGAUUCUGCUGUACUCUCCUAUUUCUGAACUUUAGGGGUUAUAGGUCACAGGGUGUCUGUCUACCCCCAGAUGUGGUAGGAUUCUAGGGUCGACAGCGCUAAUCCUGCCUGGUAGUCAGGUAUGGAGUUAGGUGAGCUCAUAGCAAGCUCUCAGAGAGAGGUCAGUGCAGUGAAAUCAGGGUCUGCCAGAAUAGAAAUUGUGAUUGACAUUUUAGCAGACGCUCUUAUCCAGAGCAACUUACAGGAUGAUUUAGGGUUAGGUGCAUUGCUCAAGGGCAG